AUGGGUCUAAAGAAAAUGUUUAUGAAAAAAGAUCCAACUGAACAAGAAUUAAGAGAAGAAUUAAAUAGAGUUGGUAUAACAACAAAAUCAAAUAAUCAAAGACAAGAGAAAUUUGGUGCUUUUAAAACUUAUGCUCAAGAAAGAGCUCAAAUGAAACCAGGUAUGGCUCCAGUAAAUCCUUAUGCAAAUGUUCAAAAUAAUGAUCCUGCUCAAAAUCCAUAUGCAAAUAAUAAUAUAAAUAAUAAUGGAGGAGAUAGUCAAAAUGAUCAAUUUAAAAAUGAUUCUUAUCAAAAAAGUUCUAGUCCUUAUUCAUCAUCUAAUAAUUCCUCAAAUCCAUAUAAUAAAAGUAAUAGUCUGUCAUCAAGAACUUUAGCAUCAGAUCCAUAUUCAAUGCCAACAAGAAGAGAUCAACCACAACAAAGAUCAUCACAAAGACCACCAAGACAACAACCACCAAAUUCACAAUCACAAAAUAAUAUACGGAGUAAUCAACCUGUUUCAAGAAUAUCAACUAGACAAACUAUGGGUGAUACUGAAUCAUCAUUAGAUCUUAAUGCUAUAUCAUCACAUCAAAUGUUUAAAAGUAAUAAACCAAUAAGGAAACAAGAAUUUAAUGAAGAUGAAGAAGAUGAUUCUAAUUUAGAUUUAAAUGAUCAAUUCAUAUCAGAAGAAACAGAUGAAAAUUUAGAUUUAAAUUUAGAAAUACCAGGAGAAGAAGAACAAGUUAAUUCAGAAGAUGAAGAAGUUGAAGCAAUAAAACAAGAUAUUAGAUUUAUAAAACAAGAAUCAGUACAAUCUACCCGUAAUACAUUAAGAAUGGCACAAGAAGCAGAUGCUUCAGGAACAAAUACUUUAGGAAUGUUAGGAUCACAAUCUGAGCGUUUAUUUAAUGCAGAACAGAAUUUAUUAUUAGCAGAUACUCAAACUCAAAUAGCUGAUGAAAAAGUUAAAGAAUUAAGAAGAUUAAAUAGAUCAAUUUUUAUACCAGCUUAUGGAAAUCCAUUUAAUAAAAAAUCAAGAUUAAGACAACAAGAAGAAAAUAUAAAAAAUAGAAAAAUUCAAGAAAAAUAUUUGAGAGAAACUAAUAGACAAGGAAUGUAUGAAAGUGAACAAAGAUUAAAACAAGGUUUAAUGAAUAAUGCAACAAAUAAUGAUAUCCACAAGAAAUAUUCAGAUGAAAAAAAUUUAAAUCAAGCAUCAAGAUAUCAAUUUGAAAAUGAUUCAGAAGAUGAUGAAACUGAAAAAGAAAUUGCAUCAAAUUUAAAUGAAAUUUCAAAUUAUACAAAAAAAUUACAUGGUAUUGCAAAUACAAUGGGUAAAGAAGUUGAUAGUCAAAAUAUAAGAUUAAGAAAAAUUGAAGAAGAUGCUGAUAAAUUAGAUAUUAAUGUUCAUAUGAAUAGUACAAGAUUAAGUAAUAUUAGAUAA
This is a messenger RNA of Lodderomyces pseudojiufengensis, 1425 nucleotides long. RefSeq names its product Sec9p (gene SEC9). Gene Ontology annotation, molecular function: syntaxin binding; SNAP receptor activity. Lineage: Eukaryota; Fungi; Ascomycota; Pichiomycetes; Serinales; Debaryomycetaceae. Gene Ontology annotation, cellular component: plasma membrane; SNARE complex. The record is from RefSeq and is a predicted model, not a curated record. Bases 1 to 1425 code for a protein of 474 amino acids. Gene Ontology annotation, biological process: vesicle fusion; exocytosis. The transcript has a single exon.